Molecule: messenger RNA, 1128 nt
Organism: Rosa chinensis
Lineage: Eukaryota; Viridiplantae; Streptophyta; Magnoliopsida; Rosales; Rosaceae
Product: pentatricopeptide repeat-containing protein At3g04760, chloroplastic
Exons: 2
Coding region: 1-1128 (375 amino acids)
Molecular function (GO): protein binding
Source: RefSeq, a predicted model, not a curated record
AUGGCGGAGACUGAAGUCAAGUCCAAUUCUUGUGCGGAUGACCUCGAGAAACGUGUAAUGAAGGUUUUCAAGGAGGCCACCAAAGACUGUGAGGACAAGGAAUCUGAGUCUGAGUCGGCUGCCGUACUGCCUGAUGUGGCCAUCUACACCGUUGUCAUUUGGGCCUGCAUCUCUGCCGGCAAGAUCAUGGCUGCUCACAAGGUCUACCACCACAUGAUAGCCAACGGUGUCGCCCCCACCUCCUGCACUUACAUUAUUCUCAUCAACACACUUGCAACAAACUCAUCUUCUGAUGUCAAUUUUAUUGGGUAUGCCAAGAAGUAUUUUUUGGAAAUGUUGGAUAAGGGGAUGACGCCUAUUUCGUCCUCCUACAUGGCCGUCUUCAAAGCCAUUGCUCGCCAGGAGCCAGUGGAGAAGGCCAGGGAGUUCCUUGAGCAGAUACAAACAAAGGGGUUCAGCCCUAAGUUGGAUGUUCCUCACUUUGAUGUGGCCUACAUGGAAGAAGCAAUGAAUGCGUUGAAGAUGUCUGAUGUUCUUAUCAACGCCACCACUGACAACAAGUUGCAAAAACUCUACCGUGAGUGGAGCACCACCCGCAAACCCCUCAGGGAUGAGUUUCCGAAGAUGUACAAAGCCUUGAAAGCCGAUGGCAAUGAUGACCAGGCCAUGGAGCUCUAUAGGCGCGCUUGGGAUACAAACAUAAUUCCAGAGGUCGUACUUCACACUGGUGUUAUUGAAGACUGUCUCAAGGCUGGCAACACCGAGUGUGCUCUGAAGGCUUACAGGACCAUGUUAGCUACUGGGGUUGCCCCAAACUCCUAUACAUACACUGUUUUAAUCAAGGGACUCACUGCUGACCCCCACUUCAUUGAAGAUGCCAAGAAGUGCUUGCUUGAGAUGAUGGACAAGGGAUUGAGGCCCAAUGCUGCUACCUACACUGCAGUCAUAGAAGGUUUUGCAAGGCAAGAGGACAAGGAAGCUGAGGAGGAGGGUAAACAGUUCGUGGAGGUCAUGAUGGGUAAGGGGCUUGAGCCAAACGUAAAGGCUAUGAUGGAGGUUUUAAAGGGAAGACCAAAAGGUGUUAUAAGAAGGGUCAUCAGCAUUGUUCUUUCCAAGUUGAAGGGCUGA